UAAAUUGAAUUUUCCUCCCAUCUAAUAUACUACUACCAACGUUUACCACAUGGGGGAGACAGACGGUUAUUCGAGGUAAUCUGCAGACAUGUUGGAGCCCAUCUCAGUUGACAUUGCCAUAUCUUGGACUGGUGGUCAAGCAUUCAUACCUGAGAACAAUCUUUUCUUCAGUAAAAUUAAAGUGCGUGUUUCUGGAAUGUGGGAGGAGGCCACAGUAGUGGGAGAACAUGCAAAUUCCUCACAGGAAUGUUUUAAAUCCUGACCCCCGGAACUGUGAGGCGGAAAUGCCAAUGCUAUGGAGUUGAAAAUAUAAUAAUUAAAAUGGAAUGUAGGUAAUGUGGUUAUUGAUCAACACCCGAAUCAAAUAUGUAAUUUCGACACGUUUUGGUUCAUGUGAUUGCUGAGGGUAUUAAAACCCAAACGCAAAUUGUAAAUCUUUGAGGCCACCCAGCGCACACAUGUACAGGAAGCUUUUCCGAGAAGCACCUAUGGAUCUUAUUGUGGCUAAAACGGUAAGAAAAGUGUCUUACGCAUUUGUUCUGGGCUCAAAUCUCAGAUUUUAGUGGAGUUUGACUCUGUGCUCCAUCCAGGUAUUCUGAUUCUAAGACUCAAACCUGCCUAUAGUUAUGAAUAUGUGUGCAAAUAGUUGUCUCUAUGUGCCCUGUAGUUGGCUGGCUGGGAUAGGAUCGAGGAUAGGGGGUGGAACAUGAAUGGAUAACAGAUCUUAUUUGGAAUACUUUGUGCGGCCGUAUCCGAAAUGUACUCGGGAAUCCCGUCAUUGGGAUACUCAAGAUAUUCACACACAGUUGUCUGGAAUGUGGCACCUCAGCAUUAGUUGAGUCUCUAAUUGAGUUGUCUGGUAUUCUCACGUCUGUUUUUAGACUGCUUGAUGUUAUAUCUUUUAUGGAUUAUUUUUGGAGUAGGGGUAAAAAGGUGUGAUGUAUUGCAAAAUCAGCAUACCCGAUUAUCCAAUAUCUUGGAAAACCGUCGUUAUAGAUUGGGAUAAUACUUUGAUUUUCUUUCAAAAUUGAAAUUUCUCUAAGGGUUGCAUUAAAGAGAAUAUAUUAUGGAAAAGUAACUUUAGUUCUUUGUAAACCAGUUGGGUCUUCGAGUGACUGUUUUUAGCCUAUUUCUAAAAAUGUCCAUCUGCACUUUGUGUAAUUUACAGUACUACAUAAUAACGGCUGGCACACCCAAGUUUACCCACCCCUGGCUUGGCAGCCAGCCUGGAUGAAGACUCAGAGCUAUUCUCAAGAUUAUAAAACACAAUCGAUGCAGAGACAAUAUCAUGCAGAAACACCCACAUGCACAUAAUUGACUAAAUGCUUCCUUCAGGCCAUUGCAGGGUAUCACCAACAUGAGGCCAGCUGCAUUUAAACGGAUCCAGCGCGAGUUUCAGAUGUGGUUGGUUACAUUUGGACAAAAGCCCAGACCAACAAGACACUUUAUUUUAAAUCCUACGCAAAGAACUCGGCAACAUUUUGGGAAAACUGUAAACCACUGACGUCACCUUGCCGCUUGGCCGCGUGGUUGAAGGGUCACAGUGAAACCGUCCAAAAAGAAUCACUUCUCCGCCCCCCAGCUCCGCUUUCCCGACGUCUGCGAAUUGCAGGGCGCCAGUGGGCGUGAGCUUUAUUCUGAGUCGGUGCUCUCAGGGCGCAUGCGAACUGAGGCCCCGAAUGGGGAAAGCCUUGUACACAGAUCUAAGGCAGCUGGUUUGAUUAAACUACUACACAGGAAGGCGGCAAGAAAAAGGGGGUAGGGAAUGAGGCUGCCACCCACCCAAACUAAAACUUCCCAAACAGAAGGCAAGCACAUGGAAACGGCAAAUUUACUGACAUUUUUCCAGCUUGCCGUGGAAACCUUCUGUUUGUGAAUCCCACCAGUCAAAAGGGCACUGGAGGCCCUUGCGAGCAGCCUGUCUAAGCCAAUAGACUGACCCCGAAGUCUUUGCGAGCGAGUUGGUGUGAAGCUCUGUUGAGGGGGAGGAGGGUUUGUGGGAGGUAGGUGGGAGGCCACCGUGGGGCUCUUCCAGAAGGAGUCGGAGCAGUCGCUGACUGAGAAAAGAGGAGGAGGAGAUGGCCACCGGAGAGAUUACCACGCUUCCCUCCACGCCUGAAGACGGUAGCAGUGGCUUUCCACCCGGAACUUUCAAGGAACCCAAAAGGCUAUACUGUAAGAACGGCGGCUUCUUCUUGCGGAUCAAAUCCGAUGGGGGCGUGGACGGAAUCCGGGAAAAGAGCGAUCCCCACAUAACUCUUCAGCUGCAGGCCACAUCAGUCGGGGAGGUGGUCAUCAAGGGGGUUUGUGCCAACCGCUACCUGGCCAUGAACAGAGACGGGCGACUGUUUGGAGCGAGACGAGCGACCGAGGAAUGUUAUUUUUUGGAGCGCCUUGAGAGCAACAACUACAACACGUACCGCUCCAGGAAGUACCCCACCAUGUAUGUGGCACUGAAGCGGACCGGCCAGUAUAAGUCUGGAAGUAAAACUGGACCGGGUCAGAAGGCCAUCCUCUUCCUCCCGAUGUCCGGCAAGAGCUAACUUGGGACGAGCCGGAGUCAUGUUCAUGUCUUAAGGUGCGGUGGCGGUGAAGGUAUGUCGCCACUGUCGGAAAGAAGUUGCUGUGAUCAUUUUACAACUGUUACAUCCAUCCUUGUUUUGUUUUUUUUCCUCCAACAAUCCCAACUUGGCAUGAAGAGAUCAGGGUCCCAGGUGAAGGAGGAUUUGUUAAUAUACCUUCAUAUUAUGUGAUGUUUUUUUAAGCUAAACCUUUCAACACAAGGUGUCUUGGAGAGGGCAUCUCACACACUUUAAAUGAAACUUCAAGCACGUAUUCUAACACUUGAUGCAUCUUCCUGAGGCGUUUUAAUACAUUUGUGCUUCACUGGAGCAGAACGAAAUCAAUGCAAAACAAGUGGCGUGAAAAUGGUUCAAUUAAGUAUCAAUGUAGAUGCUGUAGUUUGCCUGUUUGUAAUAAUGCAACAGUAGAAGCUAAGGACUUUAGCUUCUGAUCCACAGAGGUAGGACAUACUGGUUCCUACUCGGCAAAUAUGAUUCUUGGAGGUAGGUCUGAAAUAUUGGAGAUUAGAGCCGGGAGAAUCUGCUGUUGGAUUUUUGCGUUCAAUAGGAGCCACACAUUUUUUGGGAUUCUUUCCAGAUUUUGCGCCUGUGUGCCAUUCAAGAACAAGUGACGCCAUUUGCAAUGUCACAGUAAUUUUGACACGUCAACUUGGAAAGCCUUUCAGAAUUUUGUACUGUAUGAACUUAAUGGGCCCGCGACCCUCGUGAGGAGAAGCUGUUCAGAAAAUAGAUGGAUGAACUUAGUGGUGGAGAUCUUUGCUGUCAGUUGAGCGGAAAAGUGGUUUCCCAAGGUCACAAAAAACAAAUGGUCAAAGAAAUAGGUUGAGAAAUAAUGUAUUAAGACUGUCUCACUCAAAUUUGAAGGCACUUAUGAUCAGAUUUUUAGAGCCGAAAUUGGCAAUUUUUUCUCCUCAACAUUAAGAUCACUUUUUUCCUAGGACUCAAUUUGCAGUGCCCAUUCCACCAUUAUUGAAAUAUCACAUUUCUACAUAUAUGUAUUGGUGUGGCAGUCAUAUACAACCAGCAUCCCAUCCAAGACUUGAUUAAUCCUAAAACAAGAGGACUUCAGUUUAAAAAAUCUUAAUGCACAGGGAAGGUGAUAGUUGCCGAGUUGGGGUGACAGUCGGAUUGGGCUGUUUGUCAGAAAGCUGAGGUACGAUUGGUUGUCAAAUGCACUGUUCCCAACCUGUAUCGUCUCAAAAAUAAAACCGGAAAAAUUGAAUUAACAGUACUUGUAGUCCGCAAUAGAGGUGGUUUAAUUAUAUUAAAUAGUACCGAGAACAUAAGGUCCAGUCCCAGUCUUCACAUUGUUCGUUAAGGUGAAGGAAUCCGUCGAUGGUAGAGCUGGUAAAACAUCCCCGAGUAGACGGCGGGGAGCUCCUCCAUGCUGAGGUCGAUGCGCUCAAAGCCGUGCUUCAGCCCGUGCAGCAGCACCUUUGCCACACGGGACGUAAUGGGCGUAGUGUCGGUGGUACGCGCCAGCUCGGCGAGGCUAAACCAUUCGCAACGCUCGCACUCGUGCCUGCAGAAAUGGAUGUCGUAGCUGAGCGGGCUGAGGCGGCAGAUGACGUACAUGUCGGACAUGCCAAAAGCCCCCGGGUGGUUGUGCUGCUGACGAAUGCUCAGCAGGGAUCGGAAUUCGGAGCGGAUGCCCGUUUCCUCCAAAACUUCCCGCACCGCCGUCACUCCUGGGAAGGAUUCGGUGUCGCAGAAUAACGUAAAGUUACGACAACUAUAAUAGUAAAGCUGCUUUUGUCUCUCUGUGUGCACUUCAAACAAAUGUACAGUACGUCAUGGGUUCUCAAACUUUUUGGGGGUCUAGGAACUUCUUACAGAGGAGUAUUUAUUCCAAUGAGCCCUUACAUACCCAAUGGCAUCCCAACAUAAUCAGAGCUUUUAAUUAGCCCAAAGAGAGAAUUGAGUUUUCUUGGCCUGUCAUUCCACAUUUGAAGGUAAUGCAUUUUGUCUUUAUUCAUAUGAAGUGAUUACUAAUUAUUUUGCGGAUCCCCAAUAUACGACCCCAGUUUGAGAACCACUGAUAAUAAAAGAUGGUGGUGUUAGCUUCUCGCUAGGGUGCUAACUUUACACUCACCGAUAUUCUCUCCGGGAUCCGAUAGCCCGCCGGGGAACUUCCAGGCAUUUUUUGUCUGCCAAAAAAAAAUCAAAGUGAGACAUUUCCUCACUUAAUAGCAAUACAUUUUUAACAAUAACUAUUUCAUAGCAGAACUGCAAUUCUAGUUACAGUUCUUAGUGCAACAUUUUAUUAUUAAAGUUGAGGGGGGGAAAUCUAAUUUCAGCAUAUUAUCAAGAAUUCUGAGAUUUUUCUCGUCACUCAGGACAGACAAAAAAUAACAAAAGCAAGAAACCAAGUGUUUGAUAAAUGACUCGAACCAAAGUUAACUAGCUAGCUAGUGCAACAUUUUGUGUUUUCAAACGUUCUGUUUGUUCAUUUGCAGACAUUUCACUGGAAAUGUAAGUGAGAAUGCAUUUUUAGUUCAAAAUCACAACACAACCCGUUUUUUUCCCCCCCUUGUUCCAGAUUCUUGCAAGCCAUAAAUAUUUAAUCACUACAUAGCUUUAAAAAAGUGCAGUAACGUGUUUUUGUGUCAUUGACUAGAGAAGUGUAGUGCAGUGAAGUGUCUUUCAACAAUAACAAAAGAUAGUCUCACCACUUAUCCUUGAUAUUUAAUAAUAACGGAAUGCUGCUGAUUAAAUUAUACUGUUGGUGUGUGUGUGUAUGUGUGUAUGUAUAUAUAUAUCUAUUUUUGUAGGUCUAUUUUGUAUACAGCGCAGAAAUGUAAACUACACAUUAGGACUGUAUGAGGAACACAAAAAUGCACAAAUAAAGCUGCAUUUUAUUUGUAUGUUUCUAACCAAAUGCUUUACUGCUGGAAUUGUUUUACACAUGGUCAAAUACAAGAUUUUGUGACACUACAAA
Syngnathus typhle (broad-nosed pipefish) is the source of this 5520-nucleotide messenger RNA. It is a transcript of the gene fgf2, whose product is annotated as fibroblast growth factor 2. The record is from RefSeq and is a predicted model, not a curated record. Gene Ontology annotation, molecular function: growth factor activity; fibroblast growth factor receptor binding. The coding region runs from base 2079 to 2543 and encodes 154 amino acids. The transcript is spliced from 3 exons. Lineage: Eukaryota; Metazoa; Chordata; Actinopteri; Syngnathiformes; Syngnathidae. Gene Ontology annotation, cellular component: cytoplasm. Gene Ontology annotation, biological process: cell differentiation; positive regulation of cell population proliferation; positive regulation of gene expression.